CUGUUCUUCUUCUCACCGCUCAGGUAGAGGGAGGGAAGGAGGGAGCCGGAGGGGACUGCGAUGGCGUCGUCCGAGAUUCAGAUCCCCAGCGAGGACUCGAGCGAUUUGAGCGGAGGAGGCAGGGUCGCGGUGUUGGUGCAGGGAAUCAUGGAGCGGAUCCGGUCGGAGGACGAGGAUGACAGGAUCCAGGGGGCUAGAGAGAUCCGGCGGCUGACGAAGACGUCUGCGAAGCACCGGCGGUAUCUCUCCGAGUCAAUUGAGCCCCUCGUUUCGAUGCUUAGGUAUGGAAGCCCCGAGUCUGGCGAGGCCGCCAUGCUCGGACUCCUCAAUCUUGCCGUCAGGGACGAAAGAAAUAAAAUCAAGAUUGUCGAUGCUGGAGCACUCGAGCCACUCAUUUAUUUCCUGGAAUCAACAAAUUCUUGCUUACAAGAGUAUGCUACUGCAUCUGUUCUGACCCUUUCCGCCACUUGUGUCAACAAGCCUAAGAUCAGUGCCUCUGGUGCCAUCCCUCUCCUCGUCAAAAUCCUGAAAGAUGGAAACCGACAAGCCAGGAUCGAUGCUAUGAUGGCUCUGUAUAAUCUCUCUACAAUUCCAAACAACUUGAACACUCUCAUUUCUCUCCAACCAAUACCUGCUGUUAUCAAGUUGCUGAGGAGCUGCAAGAAGUCAUCCAGAACUCAUGAGAAGUGUUGUGCCCUUCUUGAGUUACUGAUGGGCUUCGAGGAAGGAAGAGCCGCUUUGACAUUCGAGGAAGGUGGAGUGCUGACAGUGGUAGAAGUACUCGAGGGAGGGGCUCCUUCUAGUAGGGAGCACGCUGUGGGAGCCCUUCUAACAAUGUGCGAGAGUGAUUAUUCCAGAUACAGAGACAUUAUCCUCAAAGAAGGUGCUAUUCCUGGUCUUCUUGAACUCACCAUUCAGGGCACACCAACAUCUCAAGCAAAAGCUCAUCAACUUCUUGAUCUGCUACGGAGCACUUCGCAACAGAGAUCAGGCAUACAGGCAGAUGCUUUUCAGAACAUCGUUAGCGAUAUUGUUUCCAGGAUCGAUGGCGAUGAUCGGGCUGGAAAGGCAAAGAAGAUGUUGGCUGAGAUGGUUCAGAUUAGCAUGGAGCAGAGCUUGAGGCAUUUGCAGCAGAGGGCUGUCCUGUGCACACCAAAAGAGCUGCCCGUCGGAGGUCGUCCUUCUGGAGUCCAUUCAAAAUGAUUGUCUGCUUUCUUUUGUUUGGUCUUUUGUGUUGUUCUUUGUUCUGAUUAGUUUGGAAGAUUGAGUGAAUCCGGUCGAGGAGAAAGAAGAUAGCAUGAUCAUGCCAGUCCAGGCCAUUGAUGGUAUCGGGUGACUGGUGAAGUGUCGACAGUUGUGUGUGGAUGAUUCGACAGUUGUGUUAGUUGAGACAUAGAUUGAAGGUUAAAGUUUCAGUCUGUUGUUGCAAUAAAAAUGACGAUUUCAUCAACUUCAUACAACU
This is a messenger RNA of Musa acuminata subsp. malaccensis (wild Malaysian banana), 1462 nucleotides long. Its product is annotated as U-box domain-containing protein 4. NCBI's taxonomy places the organism in Eukaryota, Viridiplantae, Streptophyta, Magnoliopsida, Zingiberales, Musaceae. Gene Ontology annotation, molecular function: protein binding. The record is from RefSeq and is a predicted model, not a curated record.